This is a messenger RNA of Mucor velutinosus, 1371 nucleotides long. RefSeq lists its product as uncharacterized. Lineage: Eukaryota; Fungi; Mucoromycota; Mucoromycetes; Mucorales; Mucoraceae. Gene Ontology annotation, biological process: regulation of transcription by RNA polymerase II. The record is from RefSeq and is a predicted model, not a curated record. Gene Ontology annotation, molecular function: DNA-binding transcription factor activity, RNA polymerase II-specific; RNA polymerase II cis-regulatory region sequence-specific DNA binding; protein binding. The coding region runs from base 1 to 1371 and encodes 456 amino acids. The transcript has 3 exons.
AUGGCCACUUUUGAAACAACAAAAAAGGGACCAGCCAUUGAUAACAAACAAACAUCGGAAUCGUCAGCUCCUGUUCAGGCCUAUGCAAAGCUUGAAAGCGAUGAUUUCUGCUACUACAUUCGCACUCUUCAGGUAACGUUGGGCAGAAAGGUCAAGAAGCCUGACAGUGUGGAUAUUCCGCUGGGAAACAUCAAGUCUGUAUCAAGACAGCAUGCUCGCUUGUUUUACAAUUUCUCAACGCAGCGCUUUGAAUUGAUGAUAUUUGGCAAGAAUGGCGCUUUCGUCAAUGAGCAGUUUGUUGAAAAGGGGACUACUGUGCCGUUGGAAAACAGAACAAAGAUCCAGAUAGGUGACCUGUCGUUUGUCUUUCUACUGCCACGCAUAGAUGUAGAAGAAGCUCCACAGAACGAAAGCUCUGGCUAUAUAUCAGCACCACAGCAGUUGGAAAAGAAACGCCUACUACAUCAAGUCAAGAGAAAGAGACCCUCUAUUCAAUUGUCGUCACCCAAAGAGGAUUGCUGGGCCAACUCCAUGUCUCCAGCAGACGACAUUACACAAUACGUAUCAAAAGAUAGCAAGCCACCUUACUCUUAUGCAUCUUUGAUUGCCCAAGCCAUCAGCUCAGACAAAAACAAGAAAAUGACACUGCAUGGCAUUUACACUUUUAUUGCGACCCAUUACCCGUAUUACCAAAUGGCAUCCAAUGGAUGGCAGAAUUCAAUACGCCAUAAUCUUUCUCUCAACAAAGCAUUUAUCAAGGUGCCACGAAGAGAUUCUGAGCCUGGUAAAGGUGCGUUCUGGACUAUCGAUGCAGUUGCAGAGGCUCAGUUUAGACAAGGAAUCUACAAGAAAUUAAAGAGAUCAAAUUCAGCAUCCAAAGAUACAGUGUCGCCUACUCUACCACACAAACGCAUGAGAUUGGAGGCUGAACACCAGACGGAGGAGGAGGACGAAGAUGAUGAUGGUCUUGAAGAUGAAUUUAACGCAAAUGUGGACAAAAAAGAAGCGCAAGAGUCCGAUAGCGAUCUUGUGCAGGUAAAAGAAGAAGAGCAUGCCAAGGAGGAAUUGGUGGCUGUAAAAGCAGAGCGAGCAACAGUGCAAGUGCCUGAUCUCCCAUGCAAGCCUUCCUCUAGUCCCACAUCUCAUAGCACAUCACCAAUGUCUCCCUCUCCUUCCGCUGUUGUUCAAUCUCAAUUACAAGACGCGAUACGCCAGCAUCUACUAGACCCCACCAAAUACCCAUUGCCACCUUCCAUUGCUCAAUUAUUGCCACAAGCGAUAGCUCAGUUACCGCCCCACAUGGCUGGUCAAAUAUCCAGCACGUUGAAAUCUGCUGUUAGUAAAUCGAAGCCAGAAAAUCCCACUUCAUGA